Messenger RNA from Phyllotreta striolata, 1168 nucleotides. Lineage: Eukaryota; Metazoa; Arthropoda; Insecta; Coleoptera; Chrysomelidae. The record is from the annotation of a GenBank genome assembly.
UCUUGAAUCGAAAUGUUCGCGAAAAUUUUCACCCUCCUCGCCUGCUUGGCGUUAGUCCAAAGCGAAUUAAUCAGGGUACCUUUGAAGAAGGUAAAAUCGGCCAGAAGAGCAACAGAAUUGAACGGGAAAAGGCAGUCCUUAUUGGGAAAAUACCAAUCGAGCGCACCAACUUCUGCCAACCUCAAAGACGCUGAAUACUACGGAGAAGUGAGCUUCGGCACGCCGCCUCAAACCUUCAGAGCCCUCUUCGACACCGGUUCGUCUGAUACCUGGGUGAUUUCUUCGCAAUGCUAUGAAUUCGACUGUCUAUUCCAAAGCAAGUACACCGCCGAGUUAUCCUCCACACAUAAACCCAACGGCACCCACAUCGAUAUGGGUUACGGAGGAAUGGAGUCCAUGAGCGGAUUCCUAUCCUCCGAUAAUGUAGAAGUAGCCGGUGUUACAGUGACUGACCAAUUAUUCACUGAAAUUACGGACGAAAUGACAUUUGGUGAUAUUUUAAGUAGUCUCAUAGGAUUGUCUUACAAGCCAGUUUCCAACCAAGUGCCCAUGUUUAUGGAUAAUUUGUUCGCUCAACGCACUGAUCUCACGCCAGCCUUUUCUUUCUACCUGUUCAAGAAUUCUACCGGGGAGUAUGAUGGAGAAAUGACGAUAGGAGGGGCUGAUCCGAAAUAUUACAAAGGCGAUUUCAAGUACUUCAAGGUGCUGGAAAACCAGCCUUUUUGGAAGUUAAAAAUAGACAAGGUCAUCUUGGGUUCCAGCAUGGAGGUUUCUAAUGGUUCCAGAACGGUUGUCGUAGACACCGGAACUGAUAACAUGAUAGGACCAACUAAGCUAAUAAACAAGGUUUACGAAACUAUUGGGGCUACGCCUGUAAGGAACAGCAAUUAUUACGUGUUUGAUUGUAGUAAGAGAUCUUCACUACCUGAUAUCAAUUUCGUUAUAAACGGCCAGAACUUAACUUUGACGUACGAGGACUACACCGCUGAAGAUGUCCAAUCGGGUGUUUGCCAGCCUCUAUUCGAUACGAUGGACGAGGACGUCGAAAAUAACAUAUCUUGGAUCUUUGGCUCUCCUUUCAUUAAAAAAUUCUACACGCAAUUCGAUUUGAAGAACGGUCGCGUGGGAUUCGCUGAACUUGCUGAAUAAUUUUGAAGUUUCAAUAAAG